AUGCCUCCACCAACUCCAUCCCCUCUAUGCCUGUACCAACUCCAUCCCAUCUUUGCCUCCACCAACUCCAUCCCCUCUAUGCCUCCACGAACUCCAUCCCCUCUAUGCCUCCACCAACUCCAUCCCCUCUAUGCCUCCACCAACUCCAUCCCCUCAAUGCCUCCACCAACUCCAUCCCCUCUGUGCCUCCAGCAACUCAAUCCUCCCUAUGCCUGUACCAACUCCAUACCCUCUAUGACUCCAACUCAAUCCCAUCUAUGCCUCAACCAACUUCAUCCCGUCUGUGCCUCCACCAACUCCAUCCCCUUUAUGCCUCCAUCAACUCUAUCCCCUCAAUGCCUCCACCAACUCCAUCCCCUCUGUGCCUCCAGCAACUCCAUCCCCUCUAUGCCUCCACCAACUCUAUCUCCUCUAUUCUUCCACCAACUCCAUCCCCUCUAUGCCUCCACCAACUCCAUCCCCUCUAUGCCUCCACCAACUCCAUCCCCUCUAUGCCUGUACCAACUCCAUCCCAUCUAUGCCUCCACCAACUCCAUCCCCUCUAUGCCUGUACCAACUCCAUCCCAUCUAUGCCUCCACCAACUCAAUCCCCUCUAUGCCUCCACCAACUCCAUCCCCUCUAUGCCUCAACCAACUCCAUCCCCUCUAUGCCUCAACCAACUCCAUCCCCUCUGUGCCUCCACCAACUCCAUCCCCUCUAUGCCUCCAUUAACUCUAUCUCCUCUAUGCCUCCAUCAGCCCCAUCAACUAAAUCUUCCCUAUGCCCCUCUCAACUCAAUCAACUCCAUCUCUCCUCCAUGCCUCCAUCAACUUCUUCAACUAAAUCUCCUCUAUGCCCCAACCAACUCCAUCAACUCUAUCCCCUCUAUGACUCCAUCAACUCUAUCCCCUCUAUGA
Haliotis rufescens (red abalone) is the source of this 897-nucleotide messenger RNA. Its product is annotated as formin-like protein 14. The transcript has a single exon. Bases 1 to 897 code for a protein of 298 amino acids. NCBI's taxonomy places the organism in Eukaryota, Metazoa, Mollusca, Gastropoda, Lepetellida, Haliotidae. The record is from RefSeq and is a predicted model, not a curated record.